Molecule: messenger RNA, 606 nt
Organism: Cicer arietinum (chickpea)
Lineage: Eukaryota; Viridiplantae; Streptophyta; Magnoliopsida; Fabales; Fabaceae
Source: RefSeq, a predicted model, not a curated record
CAAUAGCUGCAUGUUUUGUUUUAAUUGGUUCCUGGGCUGCAAUUGGAGGCAUGGAUCCAAAAAUGAUCAUAUGGGAUUUAGAGCACUCCUUAGCCCGAAGCACUUGUGAGCACGAGUAUGGAGUGACAUGUAUGACAUGGCUCGGCACAUCGUAUCUGGCAACUGGAUCUAUGGAUGGAAUUGUGAGAUUAUGGGACUGUCGGUCUGGUGAAUGUGUCAGAACAUUCAGAGGGCACUCUGAUGGCAUUCAAUCGCUUUCUUUGUCAGCUAAUCGCGAUUACCUUGUCUCAGCUUCUUUAGAUCACACAGCACGUGUUUUCGAUGUUAAAGGAUUUUGUUAAGCAAAGCCUUUUUUUGAUUGCAUACGAAUGAGGUUGUCGACCAUCUAAGCGAAGCCCUUUUUCCGGGCCCAAGCCCAUGUAUAUGUCCUUGAGGACAGUGGGGGUUACGCCACAUCCAGAUUGUUAAUUUAUGUUAAGUUGUGGUAGAGUAAUAAACUGUUGCAUAUGGUUUUGAAUUUUGAAGGAUCAUAGACAAUCUGGAACAGAAAUUUGGAUUUUUAAGGUUACUUUUCCUUUUUAAUAUUAAUUUUGAUGUUCGUACUAA